Molecule: messenger RNA, 1925 nt
Organism: Chrysoperla carnea
Lineage: Eukaryota; Metazoa; Arthropoda; Insecta; Neuroptera; Chrysopidae
Exons: 6
Coding region: 220-1605 (461 amino acids)
Biological process (GO): mRNA export from nucleus
Cellular component (GO): nucleus
Molecular function (GO): mRNA binding
Source: RefSeq, a predicted model, not a curated record
CGGAUAUACUACGGAUAAUUUUAAUGUUUGAAUAGGGUUUAUUCAAAUCGUUGUUACUGCCGUUGCUGUUCUGCAUAUUUGCGCGAUGUACACGAUCAACAGUGGCUCAAAAAUUUAUUAAUCCACUGUUCUGUCAUGUUAUAAAUAGUUUAAAAUAAUUUGAAAAUAUAAACAGAUAGUGUUUUGAGUUUAAAAAAAAGUGUAGGUUUUUAUUAAAAUAUGCCAGCAAAAGGUGGAAAUAUGCGAAAAGGAUCCUUGCGGGCUGAUCGUAAAAAUGUCCCACUCAAUAAACGAUUGGGUAUUAAGAAAACUUCACCAGUCAAAGCUGGUGGAAUUACAAAGGGUGAUGCCCGAUUGAAAAUUAUACAAAAAAACAGAACAAAAUUACUGGAUGCACGUGACAAACUAGCACAAAUGGCUAAAAGUAAAGAUGCUCGUGAAAAAUUGACUAAAUUACGUGAAGCUCGGGCAACGGGUCCAAGCUCUGUAAAUAGUAGUUUUACAAGACCUGUAGGCACAAAUAUUACAAUGAAAAAGGAUCGUCAUGGAAAAAUUAGUUUGACUACUAACAAAUCAACAAGAAAUAGUGCAUUGGCACCUCCAUCACUUGGAUUAGCUGUUCAAAGGCAACUUGGUUUAGUAGGAGCACUUCCAUCAGUUCCACAUACAUCAAUUAUGAAUCGCCAAGUGCAGAGAAAAGCACCACUUCAACAACGUCAAGUUACUAGAGGUGGAGUCAAUAAAUUACAUAAUAUAGGCUACAAAUUACCUUUAGCUACUCAUCAACUUGAUGGGUAUCCAUCGGAUAUUUCUAUGCAAGAAGAGUAUGUACCAACGGCUCCUCCCGUAAUACGAAGAACUAUUCAUAAUGAUAUUGUAGCCGAAUUGCCACCGUUACCAGACUUUUCAUACGCACCUAUUGAAAAUCCUUUGUAUCCUCCUUCUUGGGGAUCUUCUCAAUCAAUGCCAAUGGAAUCACGUCGAAAAAAAGAAUCUUCACGAAGCGAAUAUAUUGACUAUGAUGAACCUCGAAUUUCUAGGCCAAGUCAACGCGUUCACUCUUAUAUUGAUUUGGAUGCUGUCGAAGAUACACAACCUUUGAAACCAGUCAAACAGCCAUUAAAUGCUGGAAUUAGGGCACGAUUGGAUACAGCUCCAAUGUCGUCUCAAUCACAUGGAAUAUUUGCAAAAGCUAAACCUAAACCCAUUGUUUCUCCAGGACAUCGUAUUGUCGUAUCUAAUUUACAUUCAGCAGUAACACAAGAAGAUAUUACAGAAUUAUUUGCUGACAUCGGAGAUUUAAUGGUUGCACGAUUAGUUCGACCAGGUACUGCUGAAGUAAUAUAUAAAAAUCUAGCGGAUGCAAAUAAAGCUGUUGAAGUGUAUCACAACCGCCAACUUGAUGGUCAACCAAUGAAAUGUAUGUUGGUUAAUAAACGACCAGUUAAUAAUCCAACAGCACCGGCAAUUACAAAAUCAACAACAUCUAGUUCAUUACGUUUGAAUGCAUCUGGUGCAGUAAAAAAACCAACAGCGGUAUCAAAAAGUAAUAAAUUAGUACCGGAUCUUAGUACGAUUCAUAAAGUAUUAUUUAAUCGAACAUAAAUAAAAAUCAUCGUUUGCGAAAAUUAACUACUACUCCUGAUGCUAAUUAUAUGAAACUUUUAUUAAUUACAAAUGGUUUUUUUUAUAGAUUUUGAACAAAAAAUAUACUCGUAGGUAUAUUGUAAGAUAUGUUUGAUUUGUAUUUUAUUUUAUUAUUUAUGGGGUGCUUAGAGCUAUGCGCUUCAAUCAAGUGGGGCACGUAACACUGAACAUCUCAUAUUCCUUGACUGAGGUCUAUAUGGAGUGAUUGAAUCUUGAAAUCCAUAACAACUCUAAUUUUAUGUAAUUUUUCGAUGUAUACAAAAUAUUAAAUAAAAAAU